AUGGUAAAUUAUGACUCAUCACUUCAGAUUCAAGCUUUAGCAUCAAGUAUUUCGAAAAGACUUGCUAGCGAAACCAAUUCAUUAUUGAUUGGAUCAAUACCCACUGGAAGACAAGCGAAAAGACAUGCACAACAAAUAAACUAUUCAGAGGAAAUAAUAGAUGAUUUUGAUUUUGAAAAUACUCCAGUAGACUCAUUUAUGUCGAAUGGUAGUAAUACACUUAAUGGAUUAAUAAAUAAUGGUUUUAAUAACCAAAGAAAUCUAAUAGAAUCAAAGACUCAAGUUGAUGUUCAAAAAUAUGGACCAGCGAGAAAUACUCCAAAAUUUAAAGAACUAGAAGAUGAAUCAAAUAUUAAGAACUUAAUUGGUAAACCUGAAGUAUUAAUACCUGUAAAAUUGAACUUAGAAACCUCGAAUGGGAAUCAUAAAUUAAAUGAUAUAUUUAUGUGGAAUUUAAACGAUUCAAUAAUUACACCUCAACAAUUUUCAGAAAUAUUAUGUAAUGAUUUAGAAUUACCGAAUUCAAUGGUGUCAACAAUAGCUGAAUCUAUACAACAACAAAUUGAUGAAUGUUCUUAUGCUUCAAAUUUAAUAAUACCUCACAAGAAUCCAUGUAAUAUAAUAAUAGAUUUAUCAGUAAAUUUAAAUAAACAAUUAUAUCAAGAUAGAAUUGAAUGGGAUUUAAAUCAGAAUAUAGUAACUCCAGAACAAUUCGCAGAAAUUGUAUGUGCCGAUUUAGGUUUAUCAUUAGAAUUUAAUCUUGCAAUAUCUCAUGCAUUACACGAAAUCAUAAUAAGAGUCAAAAAGGAAAUAAUAGAAGGUUCAUUUAAUAAUGAAAUCCAUAACUUGCAUUUAGUUAAAGGGAUAGUUUUUGAAAAUGGGUUAAGAAUAUUUACGGAAACUAGUAUGAGCAAUGGUAAUGAUCAUUGGGAGCCAUCAGUUGAAGUAUUAAGUUCAAGUGAAAUAGAACGAAGAGAAGCAGAAAGAAUCAGAUCAUUAAGAAGAUUGAAAAGGGAACAUUUGAAAAACGAUGAUAAAAGAAGAGUUGGUAGACGAAAAAACUAUAUCAAUGCUGCCAAUGAUUCAUUGACUUCACCAUCAAAUUUAAUUUCGUCCCAACAACUUUCGCCUAUUCGAGAAUUAAAUUCAAUCUUCUUUUCAACACCAUCAAAUCCAAAUAUUUCUUUAUUUGAAUUGAGCAAUGACACAAACCUAUUGUUGAAAUCGCCUAUUGAAAAAGUUACUCAAGAGCAUCAACAAGUACAAACAAAUACAUCUUUUAACAAUGAUACUCAAAUAAAUGAUUGUGGAUUCAUGUCAUUUGAAGAAUGGAAGAAGCAAAAGGUUGUAGAAGCAAAUAAUAACCAUUCAACUACAUCAAGCUCAACUAAAAUUUCACCUGCAGCAAGCUCGUCAAGUAACUCAUCCAACAUUGAAGUCAAUAAAAGUUCACAAAAAAUUGAAAAAGAUACAACUGACAAAGCAUUAUCUCUAACCAACAUAACUCAGAUUGAAAGUGAAGGCAAAAUCUAUAAAGAUAGGUUUAACUUUGCAUCUAUUGACUGUGCAGCAACUAUAGUCAAAACGAAUUCUCAUGCCAAAGGAGCAUCAGCAAUUUUGAAAGAAAAUAAAGACACAUAUUUGUUAAAUGAGUGUUCAGUUUCAGAUAAAUUUGUCAUUAUUGAAUUAUGUCAAGAUAUUUUAGUCAACUCGAUUGUGUUGGGUAAUUAUGAGUUUUUUUCAUCAAUGUUUAAAGAUAUUAGAGUUAGUGUCAGCGAUAGAUAUCCGACCAAUAACUGGAGAGAGUUGGGUACAUUCACAGCCAAAAACGUGAGAGAUGUACAAUUAUUUCAAGUAGAGAAUCCUUUGAUCUGGGCAAGAUAUUUGAAAUUAGAUAUUUUGAGUCAUUAUGGAAAUGAAUUUUAUUGUCCCAUAUCAGUAUUGAGAGUACAUGGUAAAACUAUGAUUGAUGACUUUAAAGAAGAUGAAGAAAAAUCGAAACAAGAACAAGAACAAGCAUCACAGCUGAUAGCUCAACAAGAAACUCAUGAACCUGAAAUUGAUGAUUCUUUACUACUUGACGAAUUGAAUGAAUGUAGAGUAUCACUACCACAUUUAAUGUUGAAUGAGUUUUUAAAAGAAUUAAACACAUCACAACUUUGUCUACCGUCAGAAAAUAAUGGAAGUGCUGCACAAACAUCCUCAUCGUUAUCAUCAUCGACUGCAUCAACUAUCACAACUCAAGAAUCCAUAUAUAAAAAUAUUGUAAAACGAUUAUCCUUACUAGAAGCAAAUGCAACAUUAUCACUACUAUAUAUUGAGGAACAGCUGAAAUUGUUGAGUAAUGCUUUUGCAAGUUUAGAGAGACGACAAUCAAUAAAUUUUAAUAAUCUAGUCUCAUCAAUGAAUACAACUUUAAUCAGUCAAUUAUUUAACUUCAAAGAUUCGUAUAAUCAUUUAUAUGAACAAUACAACAACCUUUUGAAAGUGCAAGAAAAAUCUCAUAAAUUAUAUCUUACUGAUUCUGCAAAGAAAAUACAGUUGUUAAAUAGUGAGAUCGUUACCCAAAAAAGAAUGACAAUCUUCAAUAGCAUAAUCGUAUUGUGUUUGUUGAUAUAUGUCAUUUUGACAAGAGAUAUUAAUAUAGAAUUCCAGGAUAUGGCCAACAAUAAAAGUAAGAAAACAAAUAUACCAGCCACUGAUAAUAAUAACGUGAAAUUAACACCAAGUCAAUCACAUACACAACUGAUUACAGAUCAAGUUGUUGUUCCAUUUAAUCCAAAACUACAUCCAAAACAUAAAAAAUCCAACCCAUAA
Lodderomyces jiufengensis is the source of this 2817-nucleotide messenger RNA. RefSeq lists its product as uncharacterized. Lineage: Eukaryota; Fungi; Ascomycota; Pichiomycetes; Serinales; Debaryomycetaceae. Bases 1 to 2817 code for a protein of 938 amino acids. Gene Ontology annotation, cellular component: membrane; nuclear chromosome; cytoplasm. The record is from RefSeq and is a predicted model, not a curated record. The transcript is spliced from 2 exons. Gene Ontology annotation, biological process: protein folding in endoplasmic reticulum; chromatin remodeling.